AUGGGUGGCGGCGGGCCGCUCACGCCUCGGACGCGUGACGAGACGGCUGCCGUUCCGACAUGGGUAGACUGCGCGCUUGGCUCGGCCUGCGGCCUCGCCUCGGCCUGCUGCGCCGCGCCCUUCAUCCUCACUGUCGACCGUGCCGUCACGGAGAACAGCGCCGGGAAGAGCGGGCUCGGCGCCGCGCUGCUGAAGGGGCUGAGGCAGGUCUUCACGCGCCCUCACGUCAUGCUGACCAGCCUCCCGUACUGGAUGGUCGCCGGCGUCUACGGCUCGACCUACGCCACCGCGAACUCGAUCGACGCUGUCAGCGAGCGCGCCUUCGACCCCGACGCAGAGAACAAGUUCGUCAAAGGCGCCACCAAGCUCUUUGGCGUCACGGUUGUCAACAUGUGCGCCGGCGUUGCAAAGGACGCCGCCUUUGCGCGGAUGUUUGGAGCGGGCGGCGCCAAGCCUCCGCCGGUCCCUCCCGUAACGUACAUGCUCUUUGCCGGCCGAGACGUUCUCACCAUCGCGGCGGGCUUCACGGCGAGCGCGGCCAACGCCUCGCAGCUGCUUUCCCCCGUCGGCAUGCAGUGCCUCCUCACCCCCGUCCACCUCCUGGCGCUGAAUAUGUACAACGUGCCCAUCGCCACGCCCGCGCAAAGGGCCAGCCAGGUGGGGCCGCUGCUGCCGUCGUCGACGCUCGCUCGGAUGGGCCGCUUCGGAUGCGCGUACGGCAUCGGCGGCAUCAUGAACACGCGGCUCACCAACGCCGCGAGGGAGUGGGCGGUGAGGGCCUACGCGCCCGAGAACUGACGUUGUCGUUGUUAUUAUCGGUCUUGUCGAAUGGAGCACUUAACGAACACAUUUAUCACGA
Molecule: messenger RNA, 859 nt
Organism: Emiliania huxleyi CCMP1516
Lineage: Eukaryota; Haptophyta; Isochrysidales; Noelaerhabdaceae
Exons: 2
Coding region: 1-798 (265 amino acids)
Cellular component (GO): mitochondrion
Source: RefSeq, a predicted model, not a curated record